AAUCUCGACGAACCAUUCCUCUCCGAAAAAAUGUCUGCUCCUUCAGGCGGUGACGGAGGAGGAGGAGAAUCAGCUGGUGGAGUGAGUUCGUCGUCUCUUGCUCCGUCGUCUCUACCGCCGCCUCGUCCUAAGUCUCCGCCGGAGUAUCCAGAUUUGUACGGGAAACGCAGAGAGGCGGCGAGAGGGGAAAUUAAAUUCAUUGAAGGCGUACAACCGGCUUCUAGAUGCUGCAAAGAGGUCUCUGAUUUUGUUGUUGCAAAUUCUGACCCAUUGAUCCCUGCACAACGAAAGAGUCGAAGAUCUUGCCGGUUCUGGAAGUGGCUCUGUGGCCCGUGUUUGAGCCUGGUGACUGUAUUGGGUCCAAAUGCUGCGACGGGUCGUGCUGCUCAAACAUUUGUUGUUGCCCGAGACCAAGCUGCCCGAGCUGUUCAUGCUUCCGAGGUUGCUGCUGUUCAUGUCCGGACAUGUCUUGCUGCAUUCCCAGCUGUUUCCGCAACUGCAGUUGCACUCGACCGUCGUGUCUGAAUAAAAAGAAGAGCUCAUGCUGCAGCUGCAACUGCAAGAUCAGAUGGUCAUCUUGUUUUAGAUGUCCCAAGGUACGACUUUGUUCUUGUUGUUUUUGCAAUUGUAAAAAUCUAUGUUCUAAUCCUUGUUGUUUAG
Molecule: messenger RNA, 660 nt
Organism: Arabidopsis arenosa
Lineage: Eukaryota; Viridiplantae; Streptophyta; Magnoliopsida; Brassicales; Brassicaceae
Source: the annotation of a GenBank genome assembly